UUAAACAAACAGAACAUUGAAAAAAUUCUAAAAUUUAAUGAACUAAAAAUUCAAAAAAAAAAAAAAAUUAUUAUUCUGCAUCUUUCUGACAUACUAACAAAAUUCCUAGUCACUUAAAUGGGCACAAACUUCCAGUAUAUACCAUGCUCUCUACAAGAUGAGCUCAGACGCAUCGCCAAUGCAAUACUUGUGCCUGGAAAAGGUAUAUUGGCAACCGAUGAAUCACCCAACUCGAUGGAUAAAAAAUUUGCACCCUACUGCAUACCAAAUACUGAAGAAAAUCGUCGUCUAUAUCGUCAAGUUCUGUUUACAACCGAAAAUCUGCAGGAAUACAUCUCGGGUGUCAUUCUACACAACGAAACUCUAUAUCAAAAAGCGGAUAACGGAAAGACAUUUGGCGAUUUGUUACGACAUCGUGGCAUAAUCAUUGGUAUAAAAGUCGAUAAAGGCAUUGUACCGUUGCCGGGCUCGUUGGACGAAAGCACCACAGAGGGUCUGGAUGACCUUUAUUGUCGUUGUGGCAAAUACAAACGCGAUGGUUGUGACUUUGCUAAAUGGCGUUGUGUUUUGAAAAUCGGCAAACACACGCCCUCCUAUCAAGCAAUUGUGGAGAAUACGAAUGUGCUUGCACGUUACGCAUCCAUAUGCCAGUCGCAGGGUAUUGUGCCGAUUGUGGAGCCAGAAGUGCUAGUUGACGGUGAACAUGAUAUCAUCAAAGCACAGAAAGUAACGGAAACAGUUUUGGCUGCUCAAUACAAAGCCCUAAAUGAUCAUCACGUCUUCUUGGAGGGUACUUUGCUGAAACCGAAUAUGAUUACGCCUGGACAAAAUUGCACCCGAAAGAACUCACCUGAAGAGGUUGCCUACGUAACUGUGCAAGCUUUUCUGAGGACUAUACCAGCUGCGGUGCCAGGAAUCGUCUUCCUUUCCGGCGGUCAAUCGGAGGAAGAGGCUACGGUAAAUUUAAAUGCUAUUAAUAAUGUCAAUUUAAAACAUCCCUGGGAACUGACAUUCUCUUAUGGACGUGCGCUACAAGAGUCCGCUAUGGCAGCUUAUGCCGGCAAAAAAGAAAACAUUCCACAAGCCCAAAUUGAACUUCUAAAGCGAGCUAAGGCCAACUCUCUCGCAAGAGCUGGAAAAUACAUAGCAGGCUCUAUACCGCCCUUUAAAAACGAGCAAAAUCUAUUUUUUGCUGAUCAUAAAUAUUGAGAAUCCUUUUACCAAAAUUGUAUGAAUAAAAAUGGAUGUCUUGAACACUAAAUUAAUGCACAAAAAGAAGUAAAGAGAAGCAAGAACCUAUAA
Messenger RNA from Ceratitis capitata (Mediterranean fruit fly), 1302 nucleotides. Its product is annotated as fructose-bisphosphate aldolase. The record is from RefSeq and is a predicted model, not a curated record. Gene Ontology annotation, biological process: fructose 1,6-bisphosphate metabolic process; glycolytic process. Gene Ontology annotation, molecular function: fructose-bisphosphate aldolase activity. The transcript has 4 exons. Lineage: Eukaryota; Metazoa; Arthropoda; Insecta; Diptera; Tephritidae. Gene Ontology annotation, cellular component: cytosol. Bases 118 to 1209 code for a protein of 363 amino acids.